Molecule: messenger RNA, 3789 nt
Organism: Neodiprion virginianus
Lineage: Eukaryota; Metazoa; Arthropoda; Insecta; Hymenoptera; Diprionidae
Product: RUN domain-containing protein 1
Exons: 9
Coding region: 422-2170 (582 amino acids)
Source: RefSeq, a predicted model, not a curated record
GGUUGAAUUACUUUCAUAUUACACUCGUCCUUCCCGAUUACACCGUAGCAAAAGCUGGUCGUAGCAACUUUGCGAUUAGUCUCUUCUCUCAUAGUCCACUCUAGUCUACAUUUUUUCCCUGGUCGAAGUAACUGACUGAUCGACGUCACCAUCUCUUAGAUUACACAACGUAACAUUAGUAUUACUUCGUGGAUAACACAAAGAUUCCUUAGAAAGCAAUCGCAAUACGUGUAAUAAUAUAAAAUAAACAUGAGUAUCAAAUCAAAAUCUUCUAUUUACGAGCUUUGUUGUCGUAACCUCAAAAUUUCGCGUCACGUUUGAAAUAGAAGGAAAAAUCUAUAUAAAUUUGAAGAACCUCGAUCAACGUAUUCUUAUCCGUAGAAAAAGGGAAACGGAAAAAGGCGGAGAACAACGCGACAAAAUGACUAGUAAAAUUCAGAAAUUUGAAAAUGAUAUUGACGAACUGAAUUCUGAUGAAAAUGAGAGACCUGCUGGUGAAAGAUGGGCUCCAGUCGGAGCUAACGAUGGCGACGAUGAUUUUGGAGAUGAAUUGCGAUACAAAUAUACCCAUAGCAUGGAAAGCUUGUCAUGUGAUACAGAAAGACUCAAGAUAUUGGAAGAAGAACAAGAAAUGCUCAACUCUUCUUUGAUUGCAUUAACAACACAUUUUGCCCAGGUUCAGUUCAGGUUGAGGCAAAUCGUCGAUGCUCCAGCAGCACAGAAAGAGAGUCUACUCAAAGAACUGGAGGAGUUUGCAUUUCGUGGAAUACCAGAUGUUCCAAGUAACUUGUGUGGAGAAAAUCACAUAGCUCCUUCUUCUGCGGUUAUGUCAUCUCACGAUCAAAGCGCAAUCAGUUCAAUAAGCGACAGUGAAGUUGAAACUAAAAUGGCACUGCAACGGACAAAACAACGCGAGUUGAUAGUUCAGCUUAAGUCGCAGCUGGAAGAUCUAGAAAAGUACGCUUAUGAAACUGGAGGUGCGGGUCCACCUCAGAGUGUUAUAUUGGAACGUCAAAAUUUAAUCAUCAAUCACCUUAAAGAAAAGUUGAACUUUAACAUUGACGAUCUAUGCAAGCUACCACUAGAAGAUUUACGGUGGCAAGUUGAUUGCGCAAUUAGUCAAAUCGUUAGCCCAUUGAAAAUGAAGGAACAGCUUGUGACACAACUUAAAACUCAGAUCACAGAUCUGGAACGUUUUAUUAAUUAUUUACAAGGUGAAGUAAGCCCUGAGAGCUUAGCCUGCACGUGUGCAUGCCCCGUACACACAAACGGAACAGCAUCAUCGUCAUAUGGGCGAAAAUCAUUCAAGAACAGAUCGGAAGACGAGGAAAUACAGUCUAAGACUCUAUUUACGAUAAGAAGAGCUGCGGCUUUACUUCACAUGUUCGCUUUGUCACAGUUGGGCUGUAGCAGUGAUCAAGCUAGAAAAAAUAUGAAAAAAAAUGCUGCGCGAAAUUGGAGGGACUUGAGAACACGAUUGGACGUUGCCGUAGAGCAUGUUCUAGCACAGAUAGCAGAAGCAAAAAAUGACACAGCUGAGGACAAUGAUUAUACUUCGGAUUCGGACUCACCGACAACCCAAUCCAACGCAAAAAUAACAUUCGCAGUUCGAAAGCAUCUCACUGUAAGCAUACGAGAUCUGCUGCAACACGGGCUAACAUUAGAUAACCAAGCAUCAAGUGUUGUUCCAUUCGUCGGCUGUUUUCCUCAACGACACAAUUCUUCAACAAAUUCUAUGCAUAUAUGGGAAUUGAUUUUGAGGUAUUACGACAUCAAGAAUGGUCACACGUAUAAUUCCAGUCCUGCUCAAAAACUUUCACAGAGUUUUAACCUGGAUCUAUCAGGCAGAAGUACAAUUUCUUCAAAACAAAGUCUGUUAACCACUAUUGGAAAUAUUGUUGCAUCGCAUACGCCAUAUAAAAGAAGUUACGAUUCUCACUUCAAAGCUUUCGUUUGCGCAGCAUUGAAUCUAAACAAAUUAGUUGUCUGGCUAAAGUUGAUACUGCAGUCACAGUACCUAUUGGAGAACUAUUACACUUCAUGGAGCUACGUAGUAAAAACUGGUUUUCAGGAUGGCUUUCAUUCUUUGGAUCGUCUUACUAAUUUUAAAUUCGAUCUACCCGUUGACCUGGCUGUACGACAAUUCCAGAAUAUCAAAGAUGCAUUUUAAAGCGAUCCGUAAAGCGUUAAUAUUUCUACAAAUUUCAUCGCCAUUUAGUAAUUAUUCGAAAUAUUCAUUCCUCACCGACUUAAUCAUAUCUGCGUAACAGUUUUUCAUAGAUCAAGUAUCGCAGACUGACAGGACGAGUAAGUAAUUUUUUAAGAAUUUACGGGUAUUGUCGAGUUGAAAAGCGCCGGAUCUUCUGGAUGGUAAAAAUGGCAAGGAUCAAAGCUUGCCGUUAGAUUCGUGGUCCAGCAGCACAGCGCUAUGCCCCCCAUGCCGCUGAAACUGGCAGAGGAGAAUUAGCGAAUCGACCCUGCCUUCAUUUUUACCAUUCAACUUGCCAAUAGCUAGUUUCAUUUCGUUCACCCCCUACAGUUUCACGCUAAUGCUGAAUAUAGAUUUGUAUUCAUUAGGGUAGAUUUUAUGAAGCAAAUGUGGGCUACAUUCGACCAUUUUCGCGAGGAUGUUAGAACAAAUUUUACAAACAUUAAUUUCGGACUAAGACCAAGAAAUUCACAUUAUCUUGGAAUUGAGCAAAUAAGAAGGUAAAUGUGAAGCUUUUACGUGGUCUAACGUUGCAGCAAUCACGCAACAUUCAAUAUUGUUAUAAUAAUAUUAAUAAUAAAUAUUAUUGUUACAUUAAAUGAGAUCUGAACGUUUUUCGUUAUUAUUAUUUAUGUUUAUCUAAUAGCAAGUAACUCUUUUCAUUCGUAAAUAUUGUUCAGACUUUCUUCAACAAAUUUUUUUUUACGUAUCGUAUAAACUGAAUUCAUAUCAACUACCACGGUAUCAAUUCCUAAACAUAGCUUAGAAAGAGAAGGAGGCACAAUUUUGUAGUUGUCCUCAUUUUCAAUUACAUGCAAUCACUUGGUAAUAUUUUUUCUACAAUGUAGCUUCGUGACAAAAAUAAUUACUCUGCUGAUAAAAAUAUACGAAGAUUGAAACAUUUUGUUUAAAAUGAAUACAUAGUAUUACCUAAAGUACUAAGCAACACAGCGUAUGCUGAGUCACCUUACUCUGCUAUUGUUGUUACGGUUUCAAAUGAGUUUUUGAAUCUUGGAAAAGUUUACGUGAGAAUUUUUUAAAAAAGUACAUAAACUUGCUGCAUUACUUUGUUGGCAGAGUAAGAUGCUCGGCAGUUCUAUAAUUCAUACAUCAUAGUUAAUAUUUUAUUCAUUCAUAGAUUCUUAAUGGUAUCGAGUGUUUUGAUUCAUUUGUUAGUUAGGAGAAAUUCUAAAAUAUCUGAACGGUUGAUAAAAGAAAACGUGUAACACUAACAUGUGACGACACGUAAACUAGUUGCGGCUAAGUCAUGUCACGGUGUGAAACAUUUACUUCUACGACGACGUUACGAUAUAUGUUGAUUGGGUUUAAGUAAUAAAAGUAUCACUUGUAUUAUAUUCUCCACUGACAAAUUGAAAUGUGUAAAACUGAGCUAGUAUAAAAUGUUAGCUAUAGUUGUGUCAUAAUGAAAAUAUUUUCUGUUUAUGAAUGAAAUACUUUAAAGAAUUACAGGUUCCUUUGCUGAAAAGGAGUGAAAUAUAUUUAUGGAAUGACUUCAUUGUUACGUUGUUAUAUCCCAAUUCCAAAUAACCUUGAGAUAACAUUAAAGUUUGAUAAAAAUA